AUGCUUAUAUCGCACCCUAGAAUCAUGUACCAAACAUGGAUGACAUCCUUAGAGUCUGUGUGCUGUGCAUUGGCACUGUUGUUCCCGAAAUUCUUCUGUAGCAUUUUAUUGACAUGGUCAUAUUAUGUGUUUAUGAUGGAAGCUGUAUAUAAUGGAUUAGUGAUUUCUCGAAACAAAAGUGUGCUAGCAUACACAGCCUCGAUAGUUGCUACGGUGCUAUAUGGGUUGUGUCUCUAUACAUACUUCAAGGUUGUAGUGGCUGGGCCUGGAUCACCACUUGAUUUUGAGGAAUUAAGAAUAAAUAACAUUGAUUCAUUGGCAAAUAGACGUCGUUCAGAAAAUCCAUUUGAUACAAAUACGACACCUACAACGUUGGAUCAAACCAAUGAAAGUGAAACACACUUGCUAGCGGAAGAAAUGAAUACUCAAGCGCCAGAAGUGCCGCCACUUGAUUAUGUGAAGAUGUAUACUGUCAAACAGAAAAGAUCCGCACCGGUGGCAUAUCGAUACUGUUUGAAGUGUAGUUGUUGGAAACCAGAUAGAUGUCAUCAUUGUUCAUCGUGCAAGAAAUGUGUGUUGAGAAUGGACCAUCAUUGUCCAUGGUUUGCGUCUUGUAUUGGCUUUUAUAAUCAGAAAUUUUUCAUCCAAUUUCUAACAUAUCUUGCCAUUUAUAGUGGCUUGGUAUUUGUGGUCACUACAAGUCUCUUGUGGAAGUUUUUCACUCAAGAAAUGUAUAAAGAUGGUGAAUAUCUUUCGUUAAGUUUAGUGUUUUUAUUUGUUGUUAGUCUUUCAUUCUUUUUCGCAGUUUCAGGAUUUGCUAUAUUUACUUCAUAUUUGGUGGUGGUAAACACAACCACCAUUGAAGUUCAAGAGAGUAAAUGGAACGUUAAAAGGAAUGGGAAAUCCAAUGGUGCGUUCCAAUACGAGUUUGAUCAAUCUGGGGGUAAUUCUGGGGAAAAUGGGUCGAAAAAGUCAAUUUCUUCCAAUAUAUUUGAUUUGGGAUACAAGAGAAAUUGGACUAGUAUAAUGGGUGAAACUUGGAUAGAAUGGUUACUCCCAAUCAAUUCUACCAGUGAUAAAUUGGAAGAUGAAUACAAGAAUGGGAUAAACUUUGAAAUCAACCAUGAAGCAUACCAACAAUGGGUUCACGAUACACAAUUACAAGAUCAAUUGAAUCAACAGGUUGAGGAUUAUGUUAAGAGAACAAGAGCUGAACGUGAACUGUAUGUAUAG
Molecule: messenger RNA, 1233 nt
Organism: [Candida] anglica
Lineage: Eukaryota; Fungi; Ascomycota; Pichiomycetes; Serinales; Debaryomycetaceae
Source: the annotation of a GenBank genome assembly